AUGGAUCUAAACCUCCACAAAAGUCUCUUGGUAAUUGCCUGCUUGUUUUGCUUCUUGUUCCUAAGCCCUCGUGCAUCCUGUCAACUAGAUUAUAAAUUCUAUGAUUUCACUUGUCCCAGCCUGACAAAUAUUGUUCGAGAUGGUGUUUUGUCAGCCAUUGCAAAUGAUACGAGGAUGGCAGCCUCUCUCCUGCGGCUUCACUUCCAUGAUUGUUUUGUAAAUGGAUGUGAUGGGUCAGUGUUACUUGAUGACACGGACACAUUGAAGGGGGAGAAAAAUGCAUUGCCAAAUCGAAAUUCAGUUAGAGGUUAUGAGGUGAUUGACAUGAUUAAGGCUAAUUUGGAGAAAGCUUGCCCAUCCACUGUUUCCUGUACUGAUAUACUAACUCUUGCAGCAAGAGAAGCUGUUUCUGUUCUGGCUGGUCGCCAAUAUCUUUGGGCUCUACCCCUGGGUCGCCGAGAUGGCACAACAGCAAGUGAGAAUGCAGCUAACGAGCAAUUGCCAAGUCCUGUUGAGACAGUGAAAGACAUCACUGCAAAAUUUACUUCAAAGGGGCUUGAUGUAAAGGAUGUAGUCGUGCUCUCAGGUGCGCACACUAUUGGGUUUGCUCGAUGCAUUACAUUCAAGCAAAGGCUCUUCAAGUAUGCUGAUGGUAAACCUGAUCCAACACUGGACGCGUCCCUCCUACAAAAGUUGCAGACCACAUGCCCAGACCAGGCUGAUUCAGACACCAAAUUGGCUCCCCUGGAUCCCCUCACUUCGGACAAAUUUGAUAACGUCUAUUUCAGAAACCUUGUCAACAAUUCUGGGGUACUUCGGUCGGACCAAGCUCUUAUGGGGGACAAUACAACUGCUCCAAUGGUCAUUGACUAUAGCAGGUCGCCUUUACUUUUCUCCAAGGAUUUUGGGGCAUCAAUGGUGAAGCUGGCCAACAUUGGUGUGCUUACAGGCAAAAGUGGAGAGAUUAGGAAGAACUGUAGGGUGGUGAACUAGCUCAAAAGUGUACGUGUGUGUAUGUGAAAUAGAUUAUCGCCUAAAAGUGUUAAUUAAUUAAAAGGCUGUGACCAGUAAGAAUAAAAUGCAGGUUUCUAAGCCAUCUUGAUUAGUAUUGAAAUUAAGAAAU
Messenger RNA from Corylus avellana, 1123 nucleotides. Its product is annotated as peroxidase 10. NCBI's taxonomy places the organism in Eukaryota, Viridiplantae, Streptophyta, Magnoliopsida, Fagales, Betulaceae. Gene Ontology annotation, molecular function: heme binding; peroxidase activity. The record is from RefSeq and is a predicted model, not a curated record. Gene Ontology annotation, biological process: response to oxidative stress; hydrogen peroxide catabolic process.